Messenger RNA from Lagopus muta (rock ptarmigan), 2194 nucleotides. RefSeq names its product rho GTPase-activating protein 32-like. Gene Ontology annotation, biological process: small GTPase-mediated signal transduction. Lineage: Eukaryota; Metazoa; Chordata; Aves; Galliformes; Phasianidae. The record is from RefSeq and is a predicted model, not a curated record. Bases 1 to 2097 code for a protein of 698 amino acids. Gene Ontology annotation, molecular function: GTPase activator activity; protein binding. Gene Ontology annotation, cellular component: cell cortex; nucleoplasm; actin cytoskeleton. The transcript has 14 exons.
AUGAGUGUGCCCGGCAGCUGUGGGGAGCACAGCAGAGAUGUGAGCAGAGGAAAUCCAUGUGUGAGGCUGCGGCUGGCGGUGGACGUGAGGCUGGUGGGAGCUGGGGGCUGGGGAGCAGAUACACCCCCAGCAGUGACUCCUCUCACUGCCCUGCUGCUGCGCUGUCGGAGUGCUCUGAGCACCUGCUGCUUUGUGCCAGUCCCCAUUUGCUGGCAGAGGGAUAGCCGCUUGGUCAAAUGCUGCCCACUUGUCGUGCCUGCUGUGAUGGGCAUCGCGUGCAGCGAGAUCAGCUGUGGGCCUGACAUGGCACAGAUGGAGGCUGAGAACAACGGGAAGCCCCUGCUGGGCCGUGAGGAGUCAUCUCUUAAUAUCCCAGCUAUUGCUGCUGCCCACGUUAUUAAGAGAUACGUUGCCCAGGCACCGGAUGAACUCUCCUUGGAGGUGGGAGACCUCGUGUGCGUCAUCGAUAUGCCACCUCAGGAGCUGAGCCCCCGCUGGAGAGGCAAGCACGGCUUUCAGGUUGGAUUUUUCCCUGGUGAGUGUGUGGAGCUCAUUAACGGAAAAAUCCCAGAGUCUCUCAUCAAUUCAGUGCCAAAGCCAGUGCCCAAGAAGCGCGGCAGGCUCCUCACCUUCCUUCGUUCCGUGGUGAAGGCCCGCCCAAAGCAACGGAAAGAGCGGGAGGUGGAGAAGGAGAGGGUGUUUGGCCGUGACCUGGGAGAGCAUCUUCUCCACUCUGGUCGUGAUGUCCCCCAGGUCCGCCAGAGCUGCGCUGAGUUCAUCGAGCAGCAUGGCGUGGUGCAGGGGAUAUACCGCCUGUCCGGCGUGGCAUCCAACGUCCAGAGACUGCGCCAGGAAUUUGAGUCUGAGCAGGUUCCUGAGCUAACCGUCCGCGACAUUCACAGCGCGAGCUCCCUCUGCAAAAUGUACUUCAGGGAGCUCCCGAACCCCCUGCUGACCGACCAGCUGUACGACAAGUUCUCGGAUGCUGUUGGUGCCACUACGGAGGAGGAGCGGCUGGUCAGAAUGCGGGACGUCAUCCAGCAGCUGCCCACUCCUCACUACAGGACCCUGGCGUAUCUGAUGAGACUCUUGGCCUGUCUGGCUGGGCACUGCUCCACCACAAACAUGCAUGCGAAGAACUUAGCGAUUGUGUGGGCUCCAAACCUCUUAAGAUCACAGCAGAGCAAGUCUGCCUGCGCCAGUGGGAGAGCUGCCUGCAUGGAACUGCAGACGCAGUCGGCAGUGGUGGAAUUCAUCAUCGACCACACAGACGUCCUCUUCUGCUCCACAUCUGGACCUGACAUCGCAGAUGGAGCAGGGCACAGUUCUCUCUCAGGGCCCCAGUCUGUGUGGGCGUCUUCUCCUGCCACAGAGCUGCUCAGCGUGGAGGAGGUGCAGGCACGGAGGCGAGGCCACAGCAGCUCUCCUGUCAUUGUGACUGAGAGCAGGGACAUGGAAGUGGAAGAAGGCCCCACAGCUGUACGGGGGAAAUUCCACACAGUCAUUGACUUUCCAUCUGAAAGACCAAGUCCACUGGGAAGGAUGAAGGAAUCACCAGGUGGCUGUUGGUGUUCCUGCUUCAGCCUGGGAAAACCAUCUUCUGGGGCCAAACGCCAACCGCAGUGCUGUCCCAGGGAGCCCACAGAGACAGACAUUGUAGUCCUGACAGGUGAUUCGAGCUCUUGUCAACUGAGCAGAGCCGGAGCAAGUAGCGAUGCUGGGCUGUAUGCUUCCACCAAUGGAGAGCUUGCAGGAAUCACAAGUGGCUGUGGAUCAGCUGACAGCCUGCCGCAUAACAACAGUGACGGACACGAGGAGCUCAUCCAAGUCCAAGCCCUCAUUUCUCCUGGCUCUGCUGAAGAUGCUGACCUGAGCCUGUCACACACCACAGGCACCAGCCUGGACUGUGACCCGGUGCCUCUGCAGUGCAGCCCAGCCCAAGCACAGCCUGAGUGCCCCGACAGUAGCACCUCCGUGCAGGAGCAGGUCAGCAACAGUGAGGACAAGCCGUGCCUCUUGGAGGGGGACUUAGAAUCAGGCCUCCAGUCCCAGGCACCGUGCAGCGGCUCUGAGAGCUCUGAGCCACUCUGUCUGUGACCUUUCCAUCCAAGAGAGGAGGAUUCCCAUCUUUACCUGGACCUCUCACGCCCUCCUGUCUUUUCCUUUAAUAAUAAAAGCACACUUGUGCUCACUC